AUGAGCUCAAUCGGCACUGGGUAUGAUCUAUCAGCUUCUACAUUCUCUCCGGAUGGAAGAGUUUUUCAAGUUGAAUAUGCUAUGAAGGCUGUGGAAAAUAGUAGUACAGCUAUUGGAAUCAGAUGUAAAGACGGCGUUGUCUUUGGGGUAGAAAAAUUAGUCCUGUCUAAACUUUAUGAAGAAGGUUCCAACAAACGACUUUUUAAUGUUGAUCGACAUGUUGGAAUGGCAGUAGCAGGUUUGUUGGCAGAUGCUCGUUCUUUAGCAGACAUUGCAAGAGAAGAGGCUUCCAACUUUAGAUCUAACUUUGGAUAUAACAUUCCACUAAAACAUCUUGCAGACAGAGUGGCCAUGUAUGUACACGCGUAUACACUCUACAGUGCUGUUAGACCUUUUGGCUGCAGUUUCAUGUUAGGGUCUUACAGUGUGAAUGACGGUGCACAACUCUACAUGAUUGACCCAUCGGGUGUUUCAUAUGGUUAUUGGGGCUGUGCCAUUGGCAAAGCCAGGCAGGCUGCAAAGACAGAAAUUGAAAAACUUCAGAUGAAAGAAAUGACAUGCCGUGAUGUUGUUAAAGAAGUUGCAAAAAUAAUUUAUAUAGUCCACGAUGAAGUUAAGGAUAAAGCUUUUGAACUAGAGCUCAGCUGGGUUGGUGAAAUAACUAAUGGAAGACAUGAAAUAGUUCCUAAAGAUAUAAGGGAAGAGGCAGAGAAAUAUGCCAAGGAAUCUUUGAAGGAAGAAGAUGAAUCAGAUGAUGAUAACAUGUAA
Rangifer tarandus platyrhynchus (Svalbard reindeer) is the source of this 768-nucleotide messenger RNA. NCBI's taxonomy places the organism in Eukaryota, Metazoa, Chordata, Mammalia, Artiodactyla, Cervidae. The record is from the annotation of a GenBank genome assembly.